Messenger RNA from Lingula anatina, 2228 nucleotides. RefSeq names its product baculoviral IAP repeat-containing protein 7-like. NCBI's taxonomy places the organism in Eukaryota, Metazoa, Brachiopoda, Lingulata, Lingulida, Lingulidae. The record is from RefSeq and is a predicted model, not a curated record. Gene Ontology annotation, cellular component: nucleus; cytoplasm. Gene Ontology annotation, molecular function: ubiquitin protein ligase activity; cysteine-type endopeptidase inhibitor activity involved in apoptotic process. Gene Ontology annotation, biological process: negative regulation of apoptotic process; positive regulation of protein ubiquitination; regulation of cell cycle.
CAGAAUGGCAGCAAACUCUGUAUUGUCUCCUCUGGCAUUAAAUGAUUACCAGGAUCGAUUGACAGCUGGAGAAAAUGUGCAAGAAAAAGUGUAUGAAUUCAAAAGGCUGCUCUCCUUUCAACAAUGGCCAGAGAGGGCUAAAGCAUCACCAGCACAGUUAGCCAGGGCAGGAUUUUUCUAUACUGGCGCUGGGGAUAAAGUGGAGUGCUACAGUUGUCAUGGGACUCUAGAGAAUUGGAAAAAUGGCGAAAAUCCAUUAGAGAGACACCGGCAGUUUUAUCCGGCAUGUCCCCAUGUGAAAGGUAUUGACAAGGAUAAUAGACCUAUUUCAUCUGAGGGUGUUGAGAGUGAACUUGUGAAUUCUUUACAUGGGAACAGAGAUGCAGUCAGGGACACUGUUAGUUAUGUGCUUAGUGUUGUUAAACAUAGCACCCCAUCACAGGCUAGAGAGCAGCACCGGCUUCCUUCUUCAGCCUUGGUACAAGGAAAUAAUAAUGCAUACCCUGGUAGAGAAUCCACAGAUUUGUCAUCAGUAGAAAACAAUUACCCUUUUUCUGAUUUGGCACAGCAGCAAAAUGUUUCUAGUCAUGGAAAUCAUAUUUUUGCACUCAUGCAAGAUGAAAAUGCACGCAGGGCGAGUUAUCCAGUUGGAUGGUCUGCAAUUUGUCCGAUAUCACCUGAUGAAUUGGCCAAAGCAGGUUUUUUUUGUAUGAACUCUGGAGACCUUGUGCAGUGUGCAUUCUGCAGAGGUGCUGUGAGGAACUGGGAGAUAGGGGAUUCUCCAUUCUUUGAACACAAGAAACAUUUUCCUCUGUGUCAGUUUGUGUUAGACAGACUUGAACAGGAACAGAGGCCGUCAAAUUCUGUACCACAAUCUAAUACUUUUUCAAAUAGCAGUAAUGUACCAGACCUUUUGUUGGAUGAGAGUCCUAUUGUUACUGAGAGACCUAAACACCCAGAACAUGCUGUGGAGCAAAACCGGAUAGCCUCUUUCCAGAAUUGGCCCAUAAACAAGAAGCAAACCCCCAGAGACCUGGCUCAGGCUGGUUUCUAUUAUGCGGGAUUUGGGGACAACGUGAAAUGCUUCUUUUGCAGUGGAGGCUUGAGGAACUGGGAGCCGCAGGACGUACCAUGGAGGGAGCAUGCACGUUGGUUUCCCAAGUGUGGUUUUGUGAAGCAGUGCAAAGGUGUGACCUUCAUACGGGAGGUACAGCGAGAAAGAACAAUGGGCGGGGCCAGCCAAGGUCACUCGUCAAAUGGACAUCCAGUGGAAGCAAGGGAAAUCAAGGCAAGACUUGACACACCUAUGGCCCAGACUGUGGCCAAUAUGGGAUAUUCCAAGGCCAAAUUGCGCCAGGCAAUAGAGCAGAGGCUAAGAACCCACGGAGAUGACUUUCCCAAUCUCCAGGCUUUUGUGGAAGCUGUUCUAGACUUAGAUGAUGGUGAAGAACAGACCAGUGUGGGGAGUAUGAGAGAAACCAGUCAAAUAAGCAGUGUUGUUCAGCCCAGACCAGACAGUAGUCCACAGACCCAAUCUCAACCACAGGGUCAAUGUUUAUCCAACACAAAACAAGCCGACCCGAAGACAGCCAAUUCUGCAAAAGAUAAAAAAGAUGAAAUUUCUGCUUCCAAGGAAUCCGUUGUCGAUGAAAAGGAGCGAUUGAGGCUUGAAAAUGAAGAAAUGAUGAUGCAGCGUAUGUGUAAAAAGUGCUCUGUGAAUGAGGCCAGCAUUGUAUUGUUGCCGUGUGCGCACCUUGCUAGCUGUGCCACUUGUGCAGCUGGUUUGACCAGGUGUCCUGUGUGUGAUGUGAAAAUUCAAGGAACUGUGAAAGCAUACUUGCCGUGAAAUGUUUGCAUGUUUUUUGCUUUACCAUGCAUCUAUCACUGAAGGCUCCAGAGGAAUUAUGGAUAUGGUGCCAAAGACACCAUCACUCUUAAAUGUUCUUAAUUUUGUAAGCGAUGCCGCAUAAAAUCCUGAUGGACUCCCUGCCUCCCACGUGCCCUCCCUGCCUCCCACGUGCCCUCCAUGCAGGGGCACGGCAAUUAAAGCGGCAUUAGAAAGAAUCAAGCCCUGAUCGAAGUGGAGCCAUUGUUUUAUUGCUGUGCCCCUGCCGCAGAAAGGCUGUCACUUCGAAGGGGGUCGGCCAUAUUUGAUCCCUAGAUUUAGUGGCGCACCAACUUGUUCUAAAAAUGCCUUUAUUUUACUUAAGUGUGUAAGUGAUUUUUGU